GCGGAGCGCGAGGAGGACUCGGAGCGGGGAAACGCGGCCAGCGGGAAGAGCGGGGAAAGCAUGAACAUUGCAACAAGAAGAGAAGCAACCAGGCUACAGCUCUCUCACAGCGUCGCGAUUCCGUAGGAGUCACACCUGAUUGCCAAAACAGAACUGGACCUGGCAUUGCACAGAGUAUACAGCCUUUCUUGUUAAAAGGCCAGUGAAUAAGGGUAAGCAUGUGCAGCUCUCUGAGUCCUAAACAGCACCCUUUUGGUCCAGGCCUAACUGACCUGCAACAGUACAGUCUGUGGCUGGCCAGCAGACAUGAAGCCAGUUUGCUGCCUAUGAAGGAAGACCUGGCUCUCUGGCUCACCAGCAUGCUGGGUGUUGAAAUCACAGCAGAGAGUUUCAUGGACAGGUUAGAUAAUGGCUUCCUGUUGUGUCAGCUGGCUGAGACGCUGCAGGAGAAAUUUAGGCAGAACAGUGGAGAACUGUCACCACCUGGCAAGCCAAUCCCUAAUCGGAGGAUUCCCUGUAGAGCGAGUGCGCCGUCUGGAUCUUUUUUUGCUCGAGACAAUACAGCCAAUUUCCUAUCAUGGUGUCGAGAGGUGGGCGUUGGGGAAACCUGCCUGUUUGAGUCUGAGGGACUGGUCUUGCACAAACAGCCACGUGAGGUCUGCCUGUGUCUGCUGGAACUGGGGAGGAUAGCGGCUAGGUAUAAGGUCGAACCACCUGGAUUAAUUAAGCUGGAGAACGAGAUCGAGCAGGAAGAGAAAGCUCCUGAGCCGCCUUCUUCCCCUGUCUCUCCUGCGCAGGGUUCUUCCUUUAACAAAAGCUCCUCUUGCAGGAAAAGCACUGGCAAGCUCCUGGACGACGCUGUAAGGCACAUUUCUGAGGAGCCUCCCUGUAAGUGCCCUAAUAAGUUCUGUGUCGAGCGUCAGUCACAAGGCCGCUAUCGUGUUGGAGAGAAGAUACUCUUCAUUCGGAUGCUGCACAAUAAACAUGUGAUGGUGCGAGUAGGUGGUGGCUGGGAGACUUUUGAGAGUUAUCUGUUGAAGCAUGACCCAUGCCGGAUGCUGCAGAUUUCCAGAGUGGAAGGCAAAGUGUCACCCAUCUCCAUCAAGUCCCCUAGCAUCAAGGACCUAACCCCUGACAGCUACCUGGUGGUGGCAGCCCACUACAGAAGUAAGAAGUAAUAAAGACCAGUGACAGAUAAGGAAUAUGAAAAAAAAAAAUGCUUUUGGAUGAAGCUUAUUUCAUUUAUGUAUGGCACUAAAGUGUUAAGUGGAGCUGUUAGCUGGCAGUAAGUCUCCCUGUCAUCCAUUAUAUGUGGCUUAAACCAUUGAAAGGCAAAAAAUAGAGGGGAAAUAUAUUCUGGACUAAGCAAUGUCAGUCUCAAAUGUUAAUCCUGAGCUUGAUUUUUCUUGCAAAUUAUUGUCAGGACAUUGAGUGCUUGUAUUAAUAUGGCUCAUGUAGCUAAUUUGGCACACUGUGUCUAAACAGUACAGCAGGACUGAAACACUGUUAGUUUUAAAGGAGGGGGGACUGGAAAAAAUACACACAAUUUUUAUUUUCAUAUUAUUUCUAUAAUUUCAGAAUGUAAUCUAAUGAGUCAAAGAUGAUCACUUAUAGCCUUGGAUUGCAGUUGAUAUACAGUUAUGUAGAGUAGUUUGUGGUGAUUUUUGUUUGUUUUACGGCUUUUACUUUUAUUAGUUAAGAUUUCUGCCUGACUGUUGCUUGAAAUUAAAUAAUGUAUAUUCAUUUAACUUUCUUUGUUUUUUUUUAAUAGCAGAAUUUGUCAUAACCUCUUACUGUAUACAUUUUCGGCCUUGUAUCAUAUCUCAACAUUAAGCAAUGUUUUCUUUAGAGUUUGUCCACUUUAUAUAGAAAAAAAAAGAUUUUUUAGACUUUUAGAUGAAGACUUUUCUUAUUAAAGAGCAGGCAUAAUGUCAAUUCAAUCACCUUUCCUCUAUGCAAGACCAAUCUAAAGUUAGAGUUGUUAAUAGAAUUUGAUUUGUCUGGAGUAAAAUUAAUCAACAAGCAUUUCUGUGUUUUCAUCCAUUGAAUUAAAGUCGUUAAUGUUUUUAGUA
This is a messenger RNA of Clarias gariepinus (North African catfish), 2072 nucleotides long. It is a transcript of the gene gas2a, whose product is annotated as growth arrest-specific protein 2. Gene Ontology annotation, molecular function: cytoskeletal adaptor activity; microtubule binding; actin filament binding. Lineage: Eukaryota; Metazoa; Chordata; Actinopteri; Siluriformes; Clariidae. Gene Ontology annotation, biological process: actin crosslink formation. The coding region runs from base 219 to 1178 and encodes 319 amino acids. The transcript is spliced from 9 exons. The record is from RefSeq and is a predicted model, not a curated record. Gene Ontology annotation, cellular component: actin filament.